Molecule: messenger RNA, 810 nt
Organism: Cotesia congregata
Lineage: Eukaryota; Metazoa; Arthropoda; Insecta; Hymenoptera; Braconidae
Source: the annotation of a GenBank genome assembly
GGGCAAUUUCGUCGCCAUGUAAAACAGAGGAACUCUACAAUCGGCUCCAGACAACCAAAUAUAGAAAAUAAAUAUAAAAUGGCUGAAUAUACUGUAGUAACUUCAGAUUUUAUAAAUGUCAGCAUCACGAGUUCUGGACAAAAAAAUUGUAUUGAAAGAAGAUUUCAAAAAGGAAUUACUAUUGAUGAUUUUAAGGGAAAAUUAGAACUGUUAACCGGUGGGAACCGGUCUACCAUGCAAUUGGAGGUUUUUGAUAAAAAUAAUAAACUUAUUUGUAGCCCUAAUGAAGGAUCACGUCUUCUAGGAUCUUAUCCUAUUGAUGAUGGAAUGAUAGUACAUGUCACCGAUAAUUUUAUGCGUCUUGAUGAUGAUCUAGCAAAUGUCCCAAAGUUUGAAAUUUCCGAUGAUGAUUACUCGAAGCGGCCUGACACUGUCAAGGCAUUUUUAGCUAAAAAUAAGUUAGGAAAGUACAACGAAGAAGAAAUGAAGCAGAAGGAAGCAGAUAAAAAACGUGAAGAAGAAUCAGAAAUUGAAUGGACGAAGAACUUCAAUCCAGGUGAUCGGUGUGAAAUAAGUGUGCCGUCACAACCGAAAAGACGUGGUACAAUUAUGUAUGUUGGUAAAACAGAUUUUAAGGAAGGUUUGUGGGUUGGUGUCAAGUACGAUGAGCCUCUUGGAAAAAAUGAUGGGUCGGUAAAUGGAAAAAGGUAUUUUCAAUGUCCGCCUAAAUACGGUGGAUUUGUUAAGCCUCUUUAUGUGAAAAAAGGAGAUUUUCCAGAAGAGGAUUACGAUUUAGAUGAAGAACUUUAA